Miniopterus natalensis is the source of this 1325-nucleotide messenger RNA. It is a transcript of the gene FZD10, whose product is annotated as frizzled class receptor 10. Gene Ontology annotation, cellular component: membrane. Gene Ontology annotation, biological process: non-canonical Wnt signaling pathway; canonical Wnt signaling pathway. Lineage: Eukaryota; Metazoa; Chordata; Mammalia; Chiroptera; Miniopteridae. Gene Ontology annotation, molecular function: Wnt-protein binding; transmembrane signaling receptor activity. The record is from RefSeq and is a predicted model, not a curated record.
AUGCAGGACGGCGGCGCGGGGCGCGCGGGCUGCGCCAACCCGGGCAAGUUCCACCGCGUGGAGAGGAGCGCGUCGUGCGCGCCGCUCUGCACGCCCGGCGUGGACGUGUACUGGAGCCGCGACGACAAGCGCUUCGCCGUGGUCUGGCUGGCGGUGUGGUCCGUCCUGUGCUUCGUCUCCAGCGCCUUCACGGUGCUCACCUUCCUCAUCGACCCCGACCGCUUCCGCUACCCCGAGCGCCCCAUUAUCUUCCUGUCCAUGUGCUACUGCGUGUCCUCGCUGGGCUACAUCGUGCGCCUGUUCGCGGGCGCCGAGAGCAUCGCCUGCGACCGCGACAGCGGGCAGCUCUAUGUCAUCCAGGAGGGCCUGGAGAGCACCGGCUGCACGCUCGUGUUCCUGGUGCUCUACUACUUCGGCAUGGCCAGCUCGCUCUGGUGGGUGAUCCUCACGCUCACCUGGUUCCUGGCCGCGGGCAAGAAGUGGGGCCACGAGGCCAUCGAGGCCAACAGCAGCUACUUCCACCUGGCGGCCUGGGCCAUCCCCGCCGUGAAGACCAUCCUCAUCCUGGUGAUGCGCCGCGUGGCGGGCGACGAGCUCACGGGCGUCUGCUACGUGGGCAGCAUGGACGUGAACGCGCUCACGGGCUUCGUGCUGGUGCCGCUGGCCUGUUACCUCGUCCUGGGCACGUCCUUCAUCCUCUCGGGCUUCGUGGCGCUUUUCCACAUCCGCCGGGUGAUGAAGACGGGCGGCGAGAACACGGACAAGCUGGAGAAGCUCAUGGUGAGGAUCGGCGUGUUCUCCGUGCUGUACACGGUGCCGGCCACCUGCGUGAUCGCCUGUUACUUCUACGAGCGCCUCAACGUGGAGUACUGGAAGGCGCUGGCGGCGCAGCGCAAGUGCCGCGUGGACCACCAGACCAAGAGCCUGGACUGCCUCAUGGCCGCGUCCAUCCCCGCCGUGGAGGUCUCGCUGCUGAAGAUCUUCAUGCUGCUGGUCGUGGGCAUCACCAGCGGCGUGUGGAUCUGGACGGCCAAGACGCUGCAGUCCUGGCGCGGCGUCUGCAGCCGCCGGUUCGCCAAGAGGGGCGCGCGCAAGGCGGCCGGCGGCAUCGCGCACGGCGGGAUUUACAAAAAGGCGCAGCACCCCCCAAAGACGUACCUGGGGAAGUGCGAAAUCCCCGCGCAGCCUCCCACCUGCGUGUGAGCCGGGCCGAACCGGGCCGAACCGGGCCGGGCAGGGGGACUGUCCCACCGCGGCGACGGCGCGCGGCAGAGCCAAACCUGGCGCUUUCUCUGGUGGGUCGGUGGGUUGGUUUUUAAAUAAAA